AUGAAAAACCAAAAGCAAAGAGAGCAAGAUUUAAAAGAAAUUGAGAAGGCUUACUCAACUAUUUUGUCAAAACUCCCUUUGACAAAUGAAGGUGUUGAGUCAACCCCUAAAAGAGCAGCAAAAGCCCUUUUAGAGCUAACUCAAGGCUACCAUACAACGCCUGAAGAGAAAAUCGGUGAAGGAAUUUUCCCAUAUGAAGGCGAUGGAGUGGUCCACGUAAAAGGCUUACUCCUGACUAUAUAAGGGCUAAGGCUAAAUCUCUUUAUAAGAUAGUAUCGUUAUUUGCAGAUUUUUGAACUCUACCACCUAAGUGUGGAAUUUUUUCCGCGUGUGAAAGAGGAUUCCACAUGUGAAAUCAAAAGGGCUUCACAUGUGGAAUCCUCUUUUCACACACGGAAAAACUUCCACACUUAGGUGGUAAAGUUCAAAAAUCUGCAAAUAACGAUAAAAAUCUAUUUUAUAUGUAUAAUUAUGAAUUAUUUUAAUCCAAACUAUUACUAUUAUAAUUUAGCUUGCAUAAAAAAUUAGCUUAAAUUAGGUCUCCUUUUAUACCACAAAUACGAAUUUCCAAAAAAAAUCCUGUGAAAAGAGGGGAAAGCUAGAAAUUUGUUCAUUAUGUGAGCAUCAUCUGCUUCCAUUUAUUGGCACUUGCUCUAUAACGUAAGCUAUAUUUAGUUACAUCCCUGAUAAAAAGAUUUUGGGAUUAAGCAAACUCAAAAGGAUUUCUGACAUCUACGCUCGUAGGCUACAAGUCCAAGAAAGGCUCACAGAGCAAAUAGCAGAAGCUAUUGAGAAAUCAGUCAAUCCUAAAGGAGUUUUAGUCGUCAUUCGAAGUGUCCAUUUAUGUAUGAAGAUGAGAGGAGUGUGCGAGAAAGAUCCUGAAACUUGUACAGUGGUCAGGAAGGGAGAAUUCGCUAGAAACCAGCUCCUCACAAUGCAGUAUGUAAGCGAAAGUCAUCAAGCCCCUAAGCUUUAG
Blepharisma stoltei is the source of this 976-nucleotide messenger RNA. Lineage: Eukaryota; Ciliophora; Heterotrichea; Heterotrichida; Blepharismidae. The record is from the annotation of a GenBank genome assembly.